Molecule: messenger RNA, 5092 nt
Organism: Pelobates fuscus (common spadefoot toad)
Lineage: Eukaryota; Metazoa; Chordata; Amphibia; Anura; Pelobatidae
Gene: IFT140
Product: intraflagellar transport 140
Exons: 30
Coding region: 144-4526 (1460 amino acids)
Biological process (GO): intraciliary retrograde transport
Cellular component (GO): axoneme; ciliary basal body; intraciliary transport particle A
Molecular function (GO): protein binding
Source: RefSeq, a predicted model, not a curated record
AAGGGUUGUCACGUGAUGCUCCCGGCCCGUUGUCAGGGGUAACGGGAAGCGAAGCGGCCUGCGGUGCAGCUUGGAGCCUCACCAGAGCAGCCAAGGGGGAUUAACGGAGGAGGGUUGGUCCAUGAUAGAGAGAGCAUCUCACAAUGGCUGUGUACUUUGACCAUCGAAUAGAGCCUCAGGAUGCUGAAUCAUCUCCAUCCAAUAUCUCCUGGCACCGUCACCACGCAAUGCUGGCUGUGGCCUCCAGUUCAACAGCCGGGGGCCGUGUGGAUAUAUACAGUGAAUUGGGUGAACAUAGAAAUGACGCACAUAUUGAAAGGUCCUAUCAGCCUACCAUACUCAGCUGGCAUCCAACGAGAUGUAUCCUGGCUGUGGGCUGGUAUACAGGAGAAUUGGUGGUUUUCAAUGAACAGGAGAAGGAGCAGUAUGCUAUGCCACCCUUACAUGGGGCCGAGGUCACCAUGCUCGAAUGGAGUAAUAAUAACAACAACCACUUAAUCUCAGGAGACCAGCUUGGCGUGUUAGUGGUAUGGAAGUUGGACCAGCGUGGACGUGUUCAAGGGAUGCCUUUAUUGAAGCAUGAGUAUCGCAAACCUCUGACUCACUGCCUUUUCAAACCUUUAGCUCCUGAUGAGGACCUGGCUCAGUUAGCCAAGGCAGCAGUCAGUGGGGAUGAGCGAGCUCUGGACAUGUUUAACUGGAAGAGAUCUGAAAAGGGUUCUCCCUCUAAGGCAAGAUCUCAACAGGAGUUCUCCUUUUUUGUCACAACAGGAGAUGGUUCAGUGUAUUGGGUGAAUGAGCAAGGAAAAAGCAGUCAAGUAGUGAGCAUGGACAGUCCAAUACAAAAGCUGAUCUUUGUAGAGAAGAAAUCCAUACUAGUGGUGAUCACUGAGAACCUAGUGCUAUCACAAUUUUUUGUCGGCCCAGAAGCCGAAGCUGAUGAGACCUCAAAGGUGAAACUAACUGGGAAGACUGGUCAAGCAGCCGACAUCCUCUGGGUUGACAGCAGCCUCUUGAUUACAGCCACCGGGGAAAGUGUUAUACGGUUCUGGGAUCUGGAGCGGGAUGACAAUUAUGUGCUUUUCCUGGACGAGCAAUUGGGAUAUGAAUCUGGAGAAAACCUCAAUUGCAUUUCUUACUGCAGAGCUAAAGGUAUAUUGGCAGCUGGAACCAAUAAGGGCAGAAUAGCUAUGUGGGGAAAAGCGCCAUCUACUGGACAGAAAUCUUCUAGGACAGAUGGAAAGGAGAGUUGGAAACUUAAACCGCCAGCAGAGCUUGAGGGGACCAUCACUCAGAUUAAGUGGGGCUCCUCCAAGAACCUCCUCGCAGUCAACAAUGUGAGCUCCGUAGUGAUUCUCAGCGAACAUGUCAUGUGCUCUCACUUCCACCAGCAAGUUGCGGCUAUACAAGUUGCUCCCUCUCAGCUCAAUGUGACCUACUUCAACACCGGAGCAACACAUAACUUGAGAACCGAUAUGCACAUUAAAGGAGUCUUUGUCACUAAGGAAUCAAUCGCAGUAUGGAACCGGAAGCAAGUCACGGUGUAUGAACUGUCAGGAGCAACAUUGAGAAAUACAGGUUCCUUUGCCAGUGACUCACCAGUGCUUGCAAUGCACGAGGAGAACAUUUAUACAGUAGAACCUAAUAGAGUUCAGAUUCGCACACUGCAGGGUACAGUGAAACAGCUGCUGUCGUUCUCCAAACCGGAGGGGAACCCGUUCAUGUUGGACAUUUGUGGGAGCUUCCUGGUGGUAGCCACAGACACUGCUUACUUCAAAGUCUUUGAUCUCUCAAGAAGGGAAGCCAAAUCUCACAGCAACUGCAAAAACCUGUGUGAGCUGGUACCAGCGGUGGGAAGCAUUGUAUCGGUCAAGUGUAACUCCAACGGCAGCAAAGUCAGCAUUCUAGCAAACCGGACUGAUGGUCACCUGGACUCCAAAAUAUACUUCUACGACGUUGAGCUGGAUACGGUGACAUUUUUUGACUUUUGGAAUGGGCAGGCAGAAGUGGAGACCCCGUCUAUCCAGGAUUCCGAUACGAAUCUCACUGAAAACACCAAGCUCCUAAACCGGACCCCAAUCAGUCACUUCUGGGACCAGAGUGAAUCUCGACUGCUUGUAUGUGAGGCCAUUCUGACCAUUCCAGAUUCCACAAAUAUGUCACCGAAGAACCAAGUUUACAGUCCUGUCGAUGCUUCUCAUGGGAAGGAGGAUGUAUUGGUCAUGUCUUUUUUCAGCACUCAGGAGCAUGGACUACUGCUUCAGGAGAGCUUCCCGCGUCCCGAUGUCCUCCAGUCCCUUCUUGGCAUUGAAGUUCCAAACUAUUACUUUACUAAGAAGCCUGGGGAAGAGGAGAGGUCUGCUGAGGUAGAAAGUGUGACACAGCGAAUCCCCCAGAUGGUGUCAAAAAGACCCCUGCGUGACUUUAUUGGGCUCGAAGAGUGUGAUAAGACCACACGGGAAGCCAUGCUUAAUUUCAGUUUCUUCCUUACUGUAGGAGAUAUGGACGAAGCUUUUAAAUCUAUCAAACUCAUCAAAAGUGAAACAGUCUGGGAGAACAUGGCACGAAUGUGCGUGAAGACAAGGAGACUAGAUGUGGCCAAAGUGUGCCUGGGUAAAAUGGGUCAUGCCAGGGGUGCCAAGGCACUGCGAGAAGCUGAGAAGGAGCCAGAGGUGGAGGCCAGUGUCGCUAUGCUGGCCAUACAGCUAGACAUGAUGGAAGAGGCAGAACAACUGUACAAAACCUGCAAGCGUUAUGAUCUGCUGAAUAGAUUCUACCAAGCUUGGGGCAAGUGGCAGAAGGCCAUUGAAACAGCAGAGAGUCACGACCGAGUCCACUUGCGCACCACCUAUUAUAACUAUGCCAAACACCUGGAGGCCAUAGGAGACCGUGGCGGAUCACUUGGCUAUUAUGAGAGGUCCGACACUCACCGGUUUGAGAUUCCGAGAGUGCUUCAGGAGGAUCCUCAGGAAUUACAGAACUAUAUCAACAAGAAGAAAGACAAGAGUCUCUGGAAAUGGUGGGCACAAUAUUUAGAGAGUCAGUCAGAUCUGGACACAGCAUUAAAAUACUAUGAGAUGUCACAAGAUUACCUGUCACUGGUCCGAGUGCACUGCUACCUAAAGAACAUUGAAAAGGCAUCAGAAAUAGCCAACGAGACAGGAAACUUGGCUGCAUCUUACCACCUGGCAAGGAAGUAUGAGAGCCAAGGGGAUAUGAAGCAGGCAGUGCACUUUUACACCAGGGCCCAGGCAUACAACAAUGCCAUUAGGCUUUGCAAGGAAAACAACAUGGAUGACCAUCUCAUGAAUCUGGCCUUGCUCAGCACUCCAGAGGAUAUGAUGGAUGCAGCUUGCUACUAUGAGGAGAAGGGAGAGCAGAUGGAUAGGGCAGUAAUGCUUUACCAGAAGGCCGGCCACCUUUCCAAGGCUCUUGAGUUGGCAUUUGCUACAGAGCAGUUUGGGGCUCUACAGUUGAUUGCCGAUGACCUGGAUGAGAAGUCUGACCCAGCGCUGCUCGCUCGCUGCUCAGAUUUUUUCAUUGAGCACAGACAGUUCGAGAAGGCAGUGGAAUUGCUCUUGGCAGCUAAAAAGUACAAUGAUGCUCUUCAGCUGUGCCUGGAGCAGAACUUGGUCAUCACGGAAGACAUGGCUGAAAAGAUGACCGUGUCGAAGGACUCCAAAGAGCUGAGUGAAGAGGCUCGAAGGGAGCUACUAGAACGUAUUGCUGACUGUUGCAUGCGGCAAGGCAGUUAUCAUCUUGCUACAAAAAAAUACACCCAGGCUGGAAAUAAAGUAAAGGCAAUGAGAUCCUUACUGAAAUCAGGAGACACAGAGAAAAUAGUUUUCUUUGCUGGGGUAUCGCGACAAAGGGAAAUCUACAUCAUGGCAGCCAACUACCUGCAGUCACUGGACUGGCGCAAGGACCCAGACAUCUUGAAAAAUAUCAUCACCUUCUAUAAUAAGGGAAGGGCACUGGAUCUCUUAGCUGGCUUCUAUGAUGCUUGCGCUCAGAUGGAGAUUGAUGAGUAUCAGAACUAUGAGAAAGCCCUGGGAGCUCUAACAGAGGCGUACAAGUGUCUGUCUAAGGCAAAGCUGAGAAGCCCUGAGGAGCAGGAGAGGAAACUCGCAGACAUGCAGAGAAAGAUUACUCUUGUAAAGAGAUUCAUCCAGGCACGCAGGAUGUACUCCGCAGACAGCCAGGAAGCUGUCAAGCAGUUUGAGCUGCUGUUGGAUGAGCCAGAUCUAGACAGUGCAGUCCGCGUUGGUGAUGUAUAUAGGCUACUAGUGGAGCACUACACACAGCAACAAGACUUCCAGAAGGCAUAUCGUUCCCUGGAGGAAAUGCGGUCCAAGAUUCCCUCUGUCAACCUGACAUAUUAUGUAUCACAGAGUACUGUGGAGGCGGUACACCGCGCCCUAGCCAUACCACUCCCACGGCACAGCGCACCCGAACAUAUCCGUCACAACAGCGUGGAGGACAGUGAAGAGGUGGAAGAGAUGCCAGAUAUUGGUUAUGACGAUUAACGCUUACUUGUCAACCUUCUGAUCAUUGGCCCCUGUCUAAAAAUUAUCCAUUGGAUUUAAAUGGCAAUACAAAGUGUCCUACUUCAAAUCUAAGUGUGCCUACCCAGAUGACAUCAACCCGAGUUACAGCUGGGGGUUAGAAGGAAUAAAAAGCUGUGCCUCUGUAGUAAGACAUCUCAGCACCACUUAACAAGCAUGGGCCUUUACCUUUUUACAACGUACAGGGGCCUUCAUCUGCAAUGCAAUACAUGUAGCCCAAAAUGAUUUCACAAUACAGACUUUUAAGGAAACCCACCCACCCUUUACCCUUGAAGGUAAUUGGAUGUUUGGUACAUUGGUUGUGGAGAGUUUUAUUAGAUCACAAUAUUAGCAAUACCUUCUUCCAUCUCCAGCACAGAUCCAUUUAACAAGAUGCUCAUCUGGCUGUUAUUUUUAUACGGGAAAAUGACUUGGUAGCACUUUUUUUCUCCCAAGAACUUUACUCAAUUAAAUUAUUUUUUAUUGUCAGUUUCUACAUUAAAAUGUUAUUACAUUUUGUCUAUUUCAUGAAAAGCUUGUCAAUUCUA